Melanotaenia boesemani (Boeseman's rainbowfish) is the source of this 2295-nucleotide messenger RNA. RefSeq names its product leucine rich repeat containing 14B (gene lrrc14b). The record is from RefSeq and is a predicted model, not a curated record. Gene Ontology annotation, cellular component: cytoplasm. The coding region runs from base 455 to 2029 and encodes 524 amino acids. Gene Ontology annotation, biological process: negative regulation of cell differentiation; negative regulation of DNA-templated transcription; negative regulation of apoptotic process. The transcript is spliced from 3 exons. Lineage: Eukaryota; Metazoa; Chordata; Actinopteri; Atheriniformes; Melanotaeniidae.
UUAUAAUCAGUCUAAAUAAUUAUAGAAUAGUAAUUUUAUUUUUUAUCAGUGGCACAGUGUAGAUACUAUAGUCUAGCAGCAAAACUUCACAAAUUAAUGUUCUAAAUAGAAAAAAAGCUUCCUAACUGGAUUCAAAUGUUGUUCAUACUCAUCUCUCUGGCAAAGUUGCGAAUAGACAGCAUGCCCGACGAAGGACAUGAGACAGCUGUUUCUAUUAAUAACCUCAACCCUUUUACUUAUCACAAGACCCUACCGUGGCUUGCUGCUGCCUCACCAAAGCGAUCCUUGUCCCUGACAAACACAACACUUGGACUGGACAAGAGAAAAUAUCAACACAGCAGCAGCUACUGAGGAGAGAUACUGCAACACGGAGCUGUUUGAAAGCAGCUCUCAUCCUUAACAGAGAAACUAACAGCUUAAACCUUCUGGCACCUUGGGGAGAAAGUCUGAGAACAUGAAAACCCUGCGCUUCCUUGCAGCUGAAUGCUUUGUCCAGACUGGUCCAGGUGCUUUGGGGAACCUGAGCUGUGUAUCUUUUAACCUCUACCCACUUCUCUUCAAGGCCUGCUACCUCCAUGAGCAGGCUGACUUGCUGCAUGCUUUGGUCCAGACGUGGCCUCUUCAUGAGCUCAGCAUACAAAGACUUCUGGGAAAGACCACCGACUGUCAGAUGGACCUCACCUCUCGCACCUGCCGACUUUGUCUAGAAGCAAUUUUGACCGGUCUAAAGGAUUAUGUACUGUCUCCUUCAAGAACUUACUUGAAGUGCUUACAUGCGGUGGAUCUGACUGCCCUUAAGGACAUUGAGUACCAGGUCUGCCCAUGCAGGUCCACACUGGGUCGAUGGGCAAGAACCCAACUCCUUACUCAAAUGUGCUAUGAAACAAUGGUGGCUAUGCAAUCCAGUGAUGUGUCUCGAGCUGCCUUUGAAACAUCUAUCGACAUCUACCUAAACGGAUUUGUCACAGGCCGCAACUAUGAGCUGGUGGCCCAGGCCUUCCUGCUCCUUCGCUACUGUCCUCUGAAGCUUCACUUUGUUAGAUUCAGAGCUGAUUCCCUCGCACUCAAACAGCUGUUCUAUGUGCUUCGCCUGGCAGAGCCUGAAUCCAUCACAAAGCUGGAGGUGGUCCACAAUGUUCCCUUGGAGGCCACCCACUUAGAGGUACUGCUGUCCAGGGUAGAAUUCCCCAAAUUACAGUCUUUGACCCUUCCGGCUGGAGCAUUAGAUAUUAGGAGGCUGGGUGCUGAUGAUGAUGAUCUCUUGGCAACAAUUGGUAAUCUGCUGGCAAAGCUGAGCAGCCUCACUGAGUUCUGCGUGGGGUUCUCUACCCUCACAGGACAUCUUCGAAGACUGCUGAGUCCUCUCAACACACCACUAACGGUUCUGGAGCUGGCCAAUUGCUACCUGAACCGUCUGGACAUGACAUACCUGGCCAACAGCCUCCACAGUGAGGCCCUGAUUCACCUGGACAUCAGUGGACAUGACAUCUUUGGCUCCUUCUCCGCACAAUUCCAGAAACUGCUGAAUCGCUGUUCAGCAACACUGGCAAGCCUGACUCUUGAGGAGUGUGAUAUUGAUGAUCAACACUUAAACACAUUCACCGAUGCUCUAACCCCCUGCCAAGGACUGGAAGAACUUAAAUUUCUGGGAAAUCCUCUGACCUCUACUGCGCUGCGCAGGCUAUUCUCCAUACUGUCUGCAGGGUUUCCUAAGUUAAGGUACAUAGAGGUUCCUGUACCCCGUGAAUGCUACUCAGAGGAUGUUACCUAUCCUCUUGAUGACUCAGUCUUGCAGCACUACAACAAGGACUUGUUUCAGGAGAUCAGGCGCCAGCUAUUGGGCAUCUUACAAGAGGCUGGUAGAGGAAGUGUUGAGGUGUGCACCCCCCUGAUGGGAAGCUAUGAUCCAGACAUUAAUGAAACCAGCAAUGAGCUAGGGGUGUCUAUGUUGAAAUCUUUCAACAACAUAAUUGGGAACUUUAUUGGCACCAUAACUGACGUGGACAACAGGAGAUCACAAGCCCAGUAAGGGACCUGAGGCGGCUUCCUGUGGAGGCAUCAGUGGGCUGACAGAAAAGGGUUUGAGCUCAGGCUUUGUAAAAAAAAAACUUGUGUGUGAAAAGAUUUUUAAACCUGACAAAUAUCGUUGCUAGGUUUUCAAUAAAUGGUUGCUAUAGGAAGGCUAUAUCAAUUUGGGCUUUUGUUCUGAGGCUACGUUAACUUACAGCUAUAAAACAAGCUCUUCUAAUCUGCCCUUGACUGAAGGCCAAAACUGACACCAGUUAACAGUUUAAU